UCGAUGCGUCCAUUCAGUGCGCAAGCGCAAUCCCACUUCCUUUUUGUAGCUGCCAUUUGUGAUUGCACAAAACACGUGAAACAAUGCAGUUGUUUGUACGAGGUAGCGAGACUCAUGCCUUGCAGUUGGCAGGAAACGAAACUGUGUCCGACAUCAAGAACUUGAUUAGCGAGCGAGAGGGGUUUCCAGUUGAGGAACAGAUUAUUCUGUAUGCUGGCAAACCACUUCAGGAUGAGUACGAACUGACUAAACUUAAUGACUUGUCCACCCUGGACAUUGAAGUCAGAAUGCUGGGAGGUAAAGUCCACGGCUCUCUUGCUCGUGCCGGAAAAGUCAAGGGACAGACCCCAAAGGUUGAGAAACAAGAGAAGAAGAAACAGAAGACAGGAAGGGCCAAGAGACGCAUGCAGUACAACAGAAGAUUUGGAGUUGUCGUGUCUACAUUCGGUCGCAGAAAGGGACCCAAUGCCAACUCCUAAAAUGUGUUUAUUUCAAAAACUGGAUUAAAAUCAUGUUGUAGCUGU
Molecule: messenger RNA, 524 nt
Organism: Magallana angulata
Lineage: Eukaryota; Metazoa; Mollusca; Bivalvia; Ostreida; Ostreidae
Product: FAU ubiquitin-like and ribosomal protein S30
Exons: 5
Coding region: 84-479 (131 amino acids)
Biological process (GO): translation
Cellular component (GO): cytosolic small ribosomal subunit; ribosome
Molecular function (GO): structural constituent of ribosome; protein binding
Source: RefSeq, a predicted model, not a curated record